AUUUGUCUAAUUUUCCUAACAGACAGGUUCAAUAAUAAUAAUCAAAAUCAGCUGUUGUUUAUAAGUUUGCCAACAAUCUCUUUGUUUUAUAUUAUAUUGUUCCAUUUUCUUGAUUAUUAUUGAUGCAUUGUUAAUUAAACAAGAUGCCGAUCCUCUACAGCGUAGUAUCCCGAGGCACAACAGUCCUGGCCAAAUACGCCAGUUGCGCUGGCAAUUUUGCAGAAGUAACCGAACAAAUAAUCUCUAAAAUACCAGAUUACAACGACAAACUCACCUACUCACAUGGGACCUACUUGUUCCACUACAUUUGUGAAAACAGGAUAAUUUACAUGUGCAUUACUGAUAAUGAAUUUGAACGUAGCAGGGCCUUUUUAUUCCUCAACGAAAUCAAACGCAGAUUUCAAUCGCAUUAUGGUCCCAGUGCUGAUACAGCUAUAGCUUAUUCGCUUAAUGCGGAGUUCGCUAGGGUAUUGGCCAACGAAAUGAAACACUAUUCUGAAAGUCACGAUGUAGACUUGGUUUCAAAAGUACACAGCGAAUUAGAUGAGCUCAAAAAUAUUAUGGUCAAAAAUAUCGAUAGUGUUGCCAUGAGGGGCGAGCGGUUGGAACUUUUGGUCAAUAAGGCUGAGAAUUUGAAUAGUGGAUCUGUUUCGUUUAGGCAAACCAGUAGGAAUUUGGCCAGGUCGAUGUUUUGGAAAAAUAUUAAACUCUACGUCAUUAUUGGUUCUGUUGUUAUUGUGAUAAUUUAUUUGUUAGUGUCCAUGGCCUGCGGGGGCUUGGCUUGGCAAGGGUGCAUUGCUAAAUAAUAGGUUUAGGUUGUAUUUUCUUUAAUUUUGACCAAAAAUGUUUAUAUUCCAAGAUAUUUUCUUUUUUAUUACUACUACAUUAUUAUUAUUAUUAUUAAAUAUGAAUAUUGUUUAAGUUUCAGUUUAAUUUAUUUUUUGUUGAGUAUUUUUUUAAUGUGCCACUGUUAAUAGCAAUGAAAAUUGAAAAUAGGCAUUUGGUGCACUCUUGAAGUACUCCACUUUUUGGAGUAAAUAGAGUAGCUCCAGAGUGGCUUAAAUGGUACUCACUCAAAAAAUUUGAGAGAAGUUCUGGCACAAAUAUUAGAAUAUGCGAUGAGAAUAUGUAUUAAUUAUUAACAAUAAUAAAUAACAAAAAUAAUGAUGUAUAAAUAAUAAGCUUGUAUGUACAGGGUGGCCCAUUUUCGAUGUUUUGAUAGGCUAUAUCGAAAAGCAGCAGAGAUAUCAAAAAUCUGGGAGUACAGGGUGGCCCAAAUUCGAGCCUCAUCAUUGGAAUCUCGGUAACCGUAAGAGAUACGGGGUCGGUUAAAUUAUGGCAAAGUUGCGCAAUUUUAUAACCAAUAGAAUGCUGUUUUUGAACUAGAAAGAUUCCGAAUACUUCCGGAGAUAUUCGGAAAAAACCGAAAUUUUGUAAAAUCGUUUUUAUUUUUUCCUGGGCUUAUUUGAACAGCAAUUUUAAAAUAAAUGUCACUUCAUCAUUGUCACUUUUUCAACUUUAGAAGAUGGUGCUACUAAAUUUAAAAUUCGACGUUUCGUCUUCAGGCGACCAUCCUCAACUUCCUUUUUUUAAAUUCGAACCUGAAUUUUUUAUUUGCGAUUUUGUCAUCUUCGGGAAUCCUAAAACCGAUACUAUUAAUAAUGUUUCAAUAACACAGUAAAAAAAGCAGGUCCGUAUUUAAAAAAAAUAAAUUGAUAAUGGGCCACUUUCACGUGCCGGAAUAUGGCAUAUUAUAAUAUUUUUUGACGCAGAUACAUCAAUGCAACCAAGAAUGAACAAUAUUUUGCAAGAUUUUAGUCAGAUUAUUAAAUAAAUUGAUAAAUAAAAACUAAAAAUUUAAACGAAAAAUCACGUGAUUGAAAACUCUGUGAUUGGCUAAAGCCGAUUUUGACAUUUUUGUUGCCACAUGUAGAAAUGCGAAAUUUAAAUGAGUUAAUAAAGAUUACCUAUCCUUUAUUUUUUUAUAAUGUAGUAAAGGACGAAAAUAUUUUCUAGCUAGUGAAAUAUGUAAUGAUUUACUAAUGAGGAAUUUGGCAUCCUUGAUUUUCUGGUGUGUGACGUCACACACCAAGUUCAUUUUUUCACGCCAGUUUAAAAAUUCGAUUUUUAAAUAAUUUUUUUUUCAAAAAUAAGCGGUUUUUUUCGGAAAAAAAGUAUACAGAUAGUAUUAGAAUGACUAAAAGAAUAAUUUAAAAAUGUUUUUGAAAAAUGUGAAAGUGGCCCAUUAUUCCAGAGGAAUGAAACGUUGGAUUUUAAAUUUAAUACCGCCAUCUUGUAGAGAAGAAAAAGUGACAAUGAGAAUGUAAAAUUAGUUUUUCACAAUCUUUUUAAAUAAAAUCAGGAAAAAAUGAAAACUAUACGAAAAAAACAUGAAUUUUUAAUUUUUCUUAAAUUUUUUCCUGAUUCCAUUCAAAAAGAUUUUGAAAAACUAAUUUCACAUUCCCAUUGUCACUUUUUCUUCUCUACAAGAUGGCCGAAUUAAAUUUGAAAACCAACGUUUCGUUCCUCUGGAAUCAUCAUCAAUUUAUUUUUUUUAAAUAUGGACCUGCUUUUUUUACCGUGUUAUUGAAAAGUUAUAAACAGUAUCGGUUUUAGGAUCCCCAAAGAUGACAAAAUCGCAAAUAAAAAAUCUAGGUCCGUAUUUAAAAAACGCAAGUUGAGGAUGGCCGUCUGAAGACGAAACGUCGAAUUUUAAAUUUAGUAGCACCAUCUUCUAAAGGGGAAAAAGUGACAUUUAUUUUGAAAUUUUUUUUAAAUUUUAAUUCCUUUAUUUCAAUUAAUAUAUUUCACAAGGUAUAUUGAAACUUACAUUCUAAAGACCCUGAGCUUUGAAACUAUGUGGGCCAUACAAAAUAUACUAAAAACAGUACAAAGUAGUAGUGGGGCUCUUAAUAAGAAACCACACAGAAUAAGUUAUAAAUAAACAUACUUUCUAAUUACACAUAUUUGCAAAAAAGUUAUCAAAAAUAAGACUUUUCAGAGAGGAUUUAAAGCGGUUUAGACUACUGUUUUUAAUUUGUGGACUAAUCAUAUUAAAGUAUCUUAAACCCUCACAGAGAACACUACGUUGUCCAGUGGUGGUGGUCAUGGCAGAUGUUCUGAAAUCUUCUCUUGUUCUCGUGCCAUAAUGAUGAAUCAUGCUUCCCGGAGUAAGUGUGAUUGAUGUCUGUACAGUCGAUGAAUUGCAGCGAUAAAGAAAUAUACAGGAUUGAUAAAUAUAGAGCGAGUAUAUAUCCAAAAUUUUGUUGGGUUUAUACAGAUCAAUUGUGGGAAAACGGAAAGGCAGAUUGAAUAUGCGCUUGAUAGCCCUAUUCUGCAGGGCACACAAUGGGUGUAAUUUAUUCUUGGAUGCAUUUCCC
Molecule: messenger RNA, 3380 nt
Organism: Ceutorhynchus assimilis (cabbage seed weevil)
Lineage: Eukaryota; Metazoa; Arthropoda; Insecta; Coleoptera; Curculionidae
Source: the annotation of a GenBank genome assembly